AGUGUAGUGGGAUGAGAGGGUACUUAGGGAGGAGAGUAAAAGCCACAGUGCCACCUGAACUGUGUUUGACGGCGGUUUAUUUCCCAGACGUCUGUUGUUUUUUCCGGUGUCUGUUGUUCAGCACAGCCAGCCACCAUGCCCACCGAUGCCCAAAGCGAUGCCCGCUCCUUCCUGACUGAGGAGAUGAUUGCAGAGUUCAAGGCUGCCUUCGACAUGUUUGACACAGAUGGUGGCGGUGACAUCAGCACCAAGGAGUUGGGUCAGGUAAUGAGGAUGCUGGGCCAGAACCCGUCAAGGGAGGAGUUGGAUGCCAUCAUUGAGGAGGUCGAUGAGGAUGGCAGUGGUACCAUCGACUUCGAAGAGUUCCUGGUCAUGAUGGUGCAACAGUUAAAGGAGGACCAGACUGGAAAGAGCGAAGAGGAACUCUCAGAAUGCUUCCGUAUUUUUGACAAGAACGGAGAUGGUUUUGUCGACCGGGAGGAGUUUGGAGAUAUCCUCCAUCUCACUGGAGAGUCAGUGGCAGAGGAAGAUAUUGAUGAGAUGUUUGGGGAAUCAGACACAAACAAAGAUGGAAAGAUUGAUUUUGAUGAGUUUCUGAAAAUGAUGGAGAAUGUCCAGUAAUGAGGCUGGCUCUACAUUCCUUGGUGAACGCUCCCCGGAGAGAGAGUUGAGCAUGCUGUCUGAUGGAAAUCUGUUCGGAGCAGAGGUCAAAUGCUACAAAGCCCGCUGUAUAAUUAUGAAUAUGUCAUAUUUUCUGAGAUAUCUAAAUGGCUACAAGUAGAACGCCUUUAAUCCCCCCUCCCCUCCCCUUUCCAUAUGAAGGGGGCUUGGUGACGGAAUCUAUAAAUAUACCUUCAAACCAUUUAAGACGAAGACACUCUCUCACUGCCAUCCUGCCAUCUCCUUGGCCACUCAGCUGUCUACUGGGCAGCUGCUGUUUCUCCAGAAAUGCAACACCACCCAGGAUGCCCCCACCCCACCCAGCCCCCAAGUUUGCCCUAAAAACUGAAUCUCUCCUCCAUCCUGUCCUGUUCCUUUGAAAUAAAUCAACUGUCUCCUUCUG
Scophthalmus maximus (turbot) is the source of this 1063-nucleotide messenger RNA. RefSeq names its product troponin C, skeletal muscle. Gene Ontology annotation, cellular component: myosin II complex. The record is from RefSeq and is a predicted model, not a curated record. The transcript is spliced from 6 exons. The coding region runs from base 136 to 621 and encodes 161 amino acids. Gene Ontology annotation, molecular function: calcium ion binding. Lineage: Eukaryota; Metazoa; Chordata; Actinopteri; Pleuronectiformes; Scophthalmidae.